Molecule: messenger RNA, 858 nt
Organism: Triticum turgidum subsp. durum (durum wheat)
Lineage: Eukaryota; Viridiplantae; Streptophyta; Magnoliopsida; Poales; Poaceae
Source: the annotation of a GenBank genome assembly
AUGGGAAAGCCGGGAGCGUUGGUUCCAGUGAUAGCUCUAGCUUUUGCAUUGGUUCUUGGCCUCGUGUCUGGCGGCAACUUUUACGACGAAUGCGACGCUACGUGGGAGCCCCAGAACUGCUGGACCUACGACGGCGGCAACAGCCUCUCCCUCGCCCUCGUCAGCAACUCAUCAGGCUCGAUGAUCCGGUCCAAGAGGCAGUUCAUAUACGGGACGGUGUCCACCAUGAUCCAACUCGUCAAGGGCGACUCCGCCGGCACCGUCACGACAUACUACACAUCGUCGGUGGGAGACGACCACGACGAGAUCGACUUCGAGUUCCUGGGGAACGAGACGGGCCAGCCAUACACGCUGCACACCAACGUCUACGCCGCCGGCGUCGGCGGCAAGGAGAUGCAGUUCCGCCCCUGGUUCGACCCCACCGACGGCUACCACAACUACACCAUCUCCUGGACGCCCUGCACGAUCGUCUGGUACGUCGACGGGACGCCCAUCCGGGCGUUCCGCAACUACGAGCGCACCCACGGCGUGGCCUUCCCGACGAGCCGCCCCAUGUACGCCUACUCCAGCAUCUGGGCGGCCGAGGACUGGGCCACGCAGGGCGGCCGCGUCAGGGCCGACUGGACCCGCGCGCCCUUCGUGGCCAGCUACCGCGGCAUCGACCUCGACGUCUGCGAGUGCUACGGCGGCGACUGCGUCUACACAUGCGCGGCGGCGUUCGGGGCCUGUGGCGGGCUCACCGGCGAACAGCGGGGGAAGAUGCGGUGGGUGCAGGACAAGUACAGAAUAUACGACUACUGCGCUGAUCACGAGGCCGGCAAGGUGCCCGGCGUCGAGUGCACCCUGCCGCAGUACUGA